GCAAAACGUUGUCACUGCCCAUUUGCUACAUUACCCGUUCGACAUAUCCUGGUCGUUGUAUUCCUUAACGCUCCCCUGCGUGCACGAUGCUUCUGAAAGUUCUGUCCGUAUUGACGAUUGUCGCCGGCUGCGUAAUUGCCGACGACUGGAUGAAUUAUCUUAUUAUUGGACCCAAAACCGUACACUCCAAUAGUACAUUUCCGAUUUCCAUAUUAUGCCGGAAUGCCAAGUCAGACAUCCAUGUGGAUGUCAGUCUGCGACCCCGGAAAUUGUACGAAUGGGAAAGUCUGCAACCAGAUCAAUAUGCAUCAACAAAUUCUUUUGUGAUCAAAUCGGAUACGUUGAGCAAACUGGAAAUCAGCAUCCCCGAUUUAUCAAAAUACCCCGGAACAGGAGAGGGUUUUAAACUGUCGAUUAAUGGAAAUAGUUUAAGCGGCAGAUUUUACACAACUUACUCAUGGCCACUGUACAUUCGUGAACUAACUGUAGCUGAAACAACCAACAAACAGUUGGCCUUUGUCCAAACUGACCAGCCGUUGUAUAAAGCCACAGACACCGUACGCUUCCGCAUUGUCACCGUGAACGAACAGGUUUUGCCUGUUCACAUUCCACUCACCGUGCGAAUACUGGAUCCCCAGAACAACAUUGUCAAACAGUACACUAACGCCACGGAUCCUAAUGUCAAUGGAUACUUUGCCGGAGAUUUCUUACUAUCAACUGAACCGCUGUUGGGCGCCUGGACCAUCGAGGUGAGCACAUCGGACUCGCACGAUAUCCUUGGAACAAAACAGUUUUCGGUUGACGAGUAUGUUCUGCCAAGAUUUGAUGUGAAAAUACUGUCACUGGCAAAUUUUGUCACGCCUGCUGAUUCUUCGUUGACAUUCUUCGUUGAAGCAAAUUAUACAUUCGGUGAACCUGUAAAAGGCAAACUGGAAAUAACUUGGAGAAAAGGUUACGCGGGAAAUGACUUAAAUCAAAACCUAUCGAUCGCGGAUUUCAACGGACGAUCUCUUGUUACUCUACCAGUUUCUUCGCCCGUUAGCUCUCUGUACAACGGAGACAGUGAGGAUGACAAACUGGAAGUCAAGGUCAACUUCACAGAAGCACUAACCGGCCAAUCAAAAAUUGCCGCGGGCUCUGUUACCUUCAGCAAAAAAAAUUAUAAAGUAGAGCUGCUGGAUAACGCCGACUACUUUUUGCCUGGACAAAAUUAUCAAUUUCGCGUCCGGGUUAGCGAUCUGGAUGGACGACCACUUCCUCCCAGCACAAAGCAGAUCAGUAUUCAGUACUCGCUUUACGACAAACGAGGCUAUUCAGGAAAAAAGAUUAUUAUCAACAAAAACGCCAGUCUUGUUGAUACCAGCUCGGAUAGCGACGGAGGUCAGACUGGGUCGCAAUUCAACCAAGUUCUCACUCUUAAAGUUCCAGUAAACGGUCUUCUGGAUGUUGACAUCCCAACCACAAAAGAUGCCCGCAGAAUUAGCCUUAAUAUCAAAUAUAUUGACGAAGAAAAACAGGUCUCGAUUAAAGGAAGAGAAUCACCAAGCGCGAGCUUUUUGAACAUCAAACAACUUUCUAAAGAACUUAAGAGUGGAGAAACGGCAAAUUUUGGGAUCAAUAUGACAACCAGGACCAAUGAGACAAUCCAGUAUUUGGUCCAAUCAAUUUCGAACGACAGUUAUCUCUGGAGCAACUCCACCUCCGACCGCGGUUCUUACAUCGUCAUUUCCGUACCAUUAGUGGAAGCGUUGGGUCCUGAAGGCCGUCUAACGGUUUAUUAUAUCCGCGAUGAUGCUGAAGUGGUUGGAAACAUUCAGCUGUUUUCACUCGCGUCGCCGGCGAAAAGAACUGAGGUCACAGUUUCGGCCGAAGCGAAAAGCGGAUUAGGAUAUGCUCAACCCGGUGAAGAAGCGCUGUUCAAAGCCAAAACCAGCCCGUUGUCAUUCGUUGCCUUUCUGGCUAUGGAUGAAAGUCUGCUCUUGCUGAAAGCCGGAAAUGACCUUUCUUCAAGCGAAGUGAAUGCGGCUAUUGGCAAAGCAAAACCAGCAUCGUCCCCAUCUGAUAUGUAUUCCGUGAAGGACUACUUUCAGGACUAUUUUGAGAACAAGAACCCUGGACAGUUCAUAAUGACCAGUGAACACCUUCCUUCGUCACAAGAGGAACCCAUUUACUACGAUAGCGAAGAAGACGAGGUGGCAAUUGCAAGUCCGGAAAUUCUUGGUGGCCCUCAUACAGGCCGAGUUAUUGCGUUUAGCGGAACGGGAGCAGUUGCUGGUGGUGACGAAGAUAAUCAAGCGCAAGAAUCGGAACCAGUCACAUCAACGGAAGCAGUUGAGCUGACGUCGGUUGCUGGUGAAGCCAGUGAAGAAAAGAGCGCCGAUAAUUUGCAGUCUCCUACCCAAAACCGAAAAGACUUUCGACAGAGUUUCCUUUUUGAAACAGCAACAUCGAAUUCCGAUGGUUUGGCGGAAAUACAAUCCAAAGUUCCGGAUUCAGUAACUACCUGGAAAAUAACCGCUUUCAGUUUGAACAAUUCCACUGGUUUGGGAUUGACAUCCGUUCCGGCUAAACUUAAGGUUUUCCAACCUUUCUUUGCUGUCCUCAAUUUGCCCUUCAGCAUAGUGCGGUACGAAAACUUGACUGCUGAAGUCCUUGUCUUCAACUACAUGUCCCAACAACAAGAUGUCCGAGUGCAGUUGGAAAUCCGCAAUCCUGACAACACAACUGUGCGCCUGAAUAAGAACAUUGUUGCCAAACGUAGCGAAGGAGUGACCGCUGCCUUCUCCAUAAUUCCACAACAAAUUGGAGACUUGGUUCUGAAGGUGACUGUACAAUCUACGUUUGCCGCUGAUCAGCUGGAGAAAACGCUGCCGGUUAAACCGGAAGGCGUGAAGCAAUAUUAUAGUCGACCAGUUUUUAUUGACCUCCGCCAGUCAUCGAAUCUUAAUCUCCCGCUAACAUUGCCCUCCGACCCGGUUGGAAUAGUUGCCGGAUCAGACAAAGUGGAGGUUCGCGUUGUCGGAGAUAUCUUAGGUGCAGCUAUGAAUAAUCUGCAUAAACUGAUCCGACUUCCAACCGGAUGCGGCGAACAGAACAUGGCCACAACGACACCGAAUCUCGUUGUUGCAAAAUAUUUGAAACAGCUCAAUCAACUUGCCGAGCCCCAGAAGUCAAAGCUGCUAUCCAACAUGGAACUGGGAUAUCAACGAGAAUUAACUUACCGGCACACCGACGAUUCGUAUAGUGCUUGGGGGAAUUCUGAUCCAAUUGGCUCAACAUGGCUCACCGCCUACGUUGCCCGAGUGUUUUCGGAAGCAACGGAAUUUGUCCCGAUUAUCGAAGAUAAUGUUAUUGAAUCUGCUAUGCGUUUCCUAAUAAGCCAACAAAAAGAGGAUGGUUCUUUUGAGGAAAACGGAAAGGUCAUAGACAAGCAGCACCAAGGAGGAGCUUCCUCCGGUGUUGCUUUAACAGCAUUUACUCUCCUGUCACUCUUUCAGUAUCAAGAGUCCCACGAUAAGUUGUGGGGUCAGCUGGUUUCUUCAAAAGAUAAAGCCGUCGUGUUUCUGGAAUCCCAGCUCUCCACAAUAACCAACGAUUCGUACACCUUGGCCAUCACGGCGUACGCACUGGCGAAGUCCAAGAGCGCAAAGAGCGCGACUGCUCUAGACUUGCUGGAGCAGAAAAUGAUUAAGAAUACUUCGGCCGCUUACUGGACUACUGUCGCCUCGCUCUCCGAUAAAGGCGCUGACGCUGAACACUCGUAUCCAACCAAUGCCAAAGACGUGGAAGCUACCGCCUAUGCUCUGCUGGCAUUCUUGGCUAAUAAUAAGUUCUCAUCUUGUCUUCCCAUUGUUUCCUGGUUGAUCUCCAAACAAAACGCUGAAGGUGGAUUUGUUUCGACGCAGGAUACUGUGGUCGGACUGACCGCUCUUGCUGAAUUUGCCAAAGCUUUCAUUAAUCCGCCGUCCAUGCAAAUCGACAUUAACUACGACCGAAUUAAACAAAGCAUGUCGCUCACUCCAGAAACGUCAGUUGUCCUACAGACGAUGGAGCUGCAGAACAAGCCAAAAGCGCUCAAUAUGAAAGCGCAAGGCAAAGGUGUUGCGAUAGCUUACUUGAGCUGGACAUACAACGUGGCCAAGCCGGCUGAAGAUGUCGCAUUCGACCUUAACGUUACAAAGACGACUUCCACCACCGAUUUGCGAAUGGGCAUUUGCAGCAGAUAUAUUCGAGAAGGCAAAAGUAGCAUGGCGGUCAUUGAAGUGAACUCGCUUUCCGGUUACCAGUUUGAUGAGGAUGAGGUUCAUAGACUAGUUAAAACCGUUUCCACUCUUCGAAAAACCGAAAUCGAAAACAAGGAGACAAAGUUGAAUCUGUAUUUUGACCAGUUGGAACAAACGCCAACCUGCUUUAAGCUGACAAUGUACCGAAUCUACAAAGUGAAGGACCUUAAAGAUCAAAGCAUUGUUGUUUAUGACUACUACAAUCCUAAAGAAAGGCGGACAGUAUCAUAUAACCUUUAAGAGCUUUCAUCUGACUGUGUUACUCCAGACCUUAAGUUUGACCUUGUCUAAGUAUGCGUUUGUGGAGAAUUGUGUAGUACUGAGUAGCUGAAACA
Messenger RNA from Paramacrobiotus metropolitanus, 4618 nucleotides. Its product is annotated as CD109 antigen-like. Gene Ontology annotation, molecular function: endopeptidase inhibitor activity. The record is from RefSeq and is a predicted model, not a curated record. The coding region runs from base 87 to 4523 and encodes 1478 amino acids. The transcript has 17 exons. Gene Ontology annotation, cellular component: extracellular region. NCBI's taxonomy places the organism in Eukaryota, Metazoa, Tardigrada, Eutardigrada, Parachela, Macrobiotidae.